UCCCUGGAAUGGCUGGGAGGCCUGGCCUCGCCCUCUGGGCUUGGGUGGUCCUGUGUGUGGCGAAUGGGCGGGAGACCUCGGGGACGCCCCACCGCCCCUUCAUGGUCGUGUGGAAUGUGCCUUCAGCCCAGUGCCAGACCCGCUUCGGGACGCCUCUGCCCCUGGCAUCCUUUGGCAUCCUGAGUAACCGGGCCCAGCGCUUCCGGGGUCAGAAUGUCUCCAUCUUCUACAAGAACCAGUUUGGGCUGUACCCCUACCUGGCACCCUCGGGGUCUCAGCAGAACGGAGGCAUCCCCCAGGCCGCCCCCCUGAACCGACACCUGGCACGGGCAGCGAGGCAGAUCUGCCAGCUGCUGCGUGGGGAUUUUGAAGGCCUGGCCGUGGUGGACUGGGAGGAGUGGCGCCCCCUGUGGAGUCGCAACUGGGGACCCAAGAGGAUUUAUCGGGAGGCCUCCCUGGCCUGGCUGCAGCAGAAGUGUCCGUGGCUCUCCCCAAGCCAGCGGCUCCGCGUGGCCCAGGCCAGUUUUGAGCAGGCAGCCCGGGCGUUCAUGGAGGACACGCUGCGGCUGGGACGGGCGCUGCGGCCCCGUGGGCUCUGGGGCUUCUACAGCUUCCCCCGCUGCUUCAACCCCUGGCAAGCCGGGCGCAACUACACGGGACACUGUCACCCCACCGACAGGCCCCGCAACGAUCGUCUGCGUUGGCUCUGGGAGGCCUCCAGUGCCCUCUACCCCAGCAUCUACCUCCCCCCGGGCCUGCCCGCGGCCCAGCGCCAGCGCUACGUUGGGCACCGGCUGGGAGAGGCCUUCCGGGUAGCUCAGUUUGGGCGCCCGAGCCCCCUGCCCGUGCUGGCUUACGCUCGCCUCUCCCACCAUAGCUCUGGCCGCUUCCUGUCCCAGGAUGAUCUAGUUCAGACCAUUGGCGUGAGUGUGGCGUUGGGGGCUGCUGGCGUGGUGGUCUGGGGAGAUCUCUCCUUUUCCAGCUCAGCUGAGCAGUGUGGGCGCCUCCGGGAUUACGUGAUGGGUACACUGGGCCCCUAUGCGCUCAAUGUGACCAGGGCUGCCCGCGCCUGCAGCCGUCAACUCUGCCAUGCCCACGGGCGCUGUGCCAGACAGGAGCCAGGGCACCUUGGCACCUUCCUCCAUUUACAGCCUGGGGCAGAGAGUGCUUCCUUAGGUGGUAAAGAGAACUGGGCAUCCUUUCACUGCCACUGCUACCAUGGCUGGAUGGGCAAGGCUUGUGAAAUGCCCAUCCGGGGCCCUGAGUGAGGGUCUUCUGGGGAGGGGGUCUGGGGCGGGAAUCAUUGCCAGUGCACCCCGGACACCCGAGGAUGGCACCUGGGCUUGGGACGGGGAUUCCCCAUCACUGCUCUGUAGGGAAAUUCAGGUUCCUUACCGGUAGCCUUUUGGGGUCGCUCUAUGUGUCACCUCCUGCCUACCCUUCUGGCACUGGGAGGCUCAGCUUCACUCAGGUUUGUCCUACCCUACCCCAAGACCCAACCGCUCCCCACUGAUACCCACCCCACUCACUUCCCAUCUCCCCUACAACCAAAGUUUUUUUUCUGUACGAAAAAGGUCCCAUAUUUCUGAAUGUCUGGGUCUGACUCAGGCAGUGGGAUCGGAAGAGGGGAUGUUAGUUCCACAGAUUGGGUAUGGGGAGCUCUGGACAUCUGUUUGGAGGUGGGAAACACCUUCCCCCGACCCCCGCAACCACCUUCAGCAUCUUCUCCUAUGCUAGAUGUUGCCUUUCCCUGCUGUUGACUUGACAUCUUUUGACUUUCCCUUUGAGAGGUUCCAGAACCUCCUAUUCAUUUCUCAGGGAAAAAAAAGGCUUGGCCAGCCCAGAAGGGAGAGACAAUCCCCCUGGGGACCUUGUACUUGUCACUCAGUGGACCUGAGGGAGAGUGACCCCCCCCACUCCUCCCCCUGAACUCUGGAUUGCCCAUCUGUCUGUUCCCUUGGGCGUCAGUAGCUACUUAUGCACAUAGGUGGGCGAUUUUAAGUAAAGAGCCAGUGGGUUCUGCUCCCUCACCAAGUAGCUGCCUUGGCCAGAAUAUGGGGCUCCCAGACUUCUCUUUUUUUUCCACUUAGGAGUUUCAAUCGCAUGAGCCACAUUGACUUGCUGAGAGACCCCAGUGCGAGGGCCAAUACCCUGUUCUUUGGGGGUAGUCGCCCUUGACCCACCUUGCAACCUUCCCUCUCUCCCCACCCCAGAAUGAGGUCAGGAGCAGAGGGCACUGCUGUGGUUUUAGUUUGGCUAGCUACGCUUCAGUCUGUACAGCUAUUCCUCACUUAAUGUGGUUAUAAUAGUGAUAAU
Molecule: messenger RNA, 2316 nt
Organism: Ornithorhynchus anatinus (platypus)
Lineage: Eukaryota; Metazoa; Chordata; Mammalia; Monotremata; Ornithorhynchidae
Gene: HYAL3
Product: hyaluronidase 3
Exons: 3
Coding region: 9-1268 (419 amino acids)
Biological process (GO): carbohydrate metabolic process; hyaluronan catabolic process
Cellular component (GO): acrosomal vesicle
Molecular function (GO): hyalurononglucosaminidase activity
Source: RefSeq, a predicted model, not a curated record